Molecule: messenger RNA, 635 nt
Organism: Hypanus sabinus (Atlantic stingray)
Lineage: Eukaryota; Metazoa; Chordata; Chondrichthyes; Myliobatiformes; Dasyatidae
Gene: bet1
Product: Bet1 golgi vesicular membrane trafficking protein
Exons: 4
Coding region: 282-608 (108 amino acids)
Biological process (GO): vesicle fusion with Golgi apparatus; endoplasmic reticulum to Golgi vesicle-mediated transport
Cellular component (GO): SNARE complex; Golgi trans cisterna
Molecular function (GO): SNAP receptor activity
Source: RefSeq, a predicted model, not a curated record
GCGGACGGUUGCGCUACUGGCCGGAGAGGGGGCGGCCCAUUGACUGGCCGCGCGCCGACGCCUCUCGUGGGGCCGACGGGAGGGCCGCGUGCCGCCGGCUGGGGGCGGAUUGCCCGGCGGCUGGAAGCCAAGGCGGGCGGGGGGACUGCACGGGAUUCUCCCGGCAGCCGCCGCGAGGCCCUCCUUCCCGACUGCGGUGAUGUGGCGCUGCCAGGAAGUCAGGGACAGAGUUCAAAACAUAGAGAAGCUUCUCUAGUGUCAUCGUCAGAGGAGCGGACAAAAUGAGACGUGCAGGUUUGGGGGAAGGAUACACUGGAAGUGGUUACAGUGUUCAUGAAGAAGAAAAUGAUAAAUUAACUGAGGGCCUACGAGAAAAAGUGUCUGCUUUAAAAUCACUUUCCAUUGAUAUUGGAACUGAAGUGAAGUACCACAAUAAACUGCUGGAUGAUAUGGAUGCAGGAUUUGAAUCUACAGGUGGACUGUUGGGUGCCACGAUGGGUAGACUCAAGCAUCUGUCUCGUGGGAGCCAAACAAAAGUUUUAUGCUACAUGAUGCUUUUUGCAUUUUUUGUUUUCUUUGUACUUUAUUGGAUUAUUAAACUGAGGUGAAAUAAACUUGUAUCUGGUUCUAACUUA